AUGCAUAUUCGUGAAUCUUCUUGGGCUUUUGUCUUUGGCCUUCUAGGCAACAUCAUUUCCUUUGCAGUGUUCCUUUCACCAUUACCAACUUUUUACAUAAUCUUCAAGAAGAAAUCUGCUGAAGGAUUUCAAUCACUGCCAUAUAUUGUUUCACUUUUCAGUGCUAUGCUUUGGAUUUACUAUGCAUUUGUCAAAAGAGAAUCUGUUCUUCUUCUCAUCACCAUUAACAGUUUUGGAAUUGUUAUUGAAUCAGUUUACCUUGUAGCUUUCCUUAUAUAUGCCCCAAAGAAAUCUAGGAUUUCUACCAUAAAAAUGUUUCUCUUGCUGGAUGUGUUUGGAUUUGGAGCCAUGCUUCUAUCAACUCAUUAUCUCUCAAAGGGUGCAAAACGUCUUACUAUCAUUGGAUGGAUUUCUCUUGUUUUUAACAUAAGUGUUUUUGCCGCACCUCUCCUCGUCGUUAAAAAUGUGAUAAGGACUAAGAGCGUCGAAUAUAUGCCAUUUUUCUUGUCUUUAACUUUAACGGUGAAUGCUGUUAUGUGGUUCUUUUAUGGCCUUUUCCUCAAGGAUUACUAUGUUGCUCUACCAAAUACACUUGGAUUUGUGUUUGGCAUAAUUCAGAUGGUGGUAUAUUUGAUAUAUAGAAAUGCAACACCAGUGAAGGCUAAAGAAUUGGAUAUGAUGAUUGGAUACGAACAAAAUGAUGCAGGUGGAGGUGCCGUUAGCAAAGUCUGA
Vicia faba (fava bean) is the source of this 732-nucleotide messenger RNA. NCBI's taxonomy places the organism in Eukaryota, Viridiplantae, Streptophyta, Magnoliopsida, Fabales, Fabaceae. The record is from the annotation of a GenBank genome assembly.